Messenger RNA from Camelina sativa (false flax), 429 nucleotides. RefSeq names its product feruloyl CoA ortho-hydroxylase 1. Lineage: Eukaryota; Viridiplantae; Streptophyta; Magnoliopsida; Brassicales; Brassicaceae. The record is from RefSeq and is a predicted model, not a curated record.
AUGGAGGAUAUUGAUCCAACUUACAUCCAACCACCAGAGCAUAGAAAAGAUUCGAAUUUCAUCCCUAACCAACCCGAAGAGAUACGCGUGAUCGAUCUCUCGCGCCUCGACGAUCCCGAAGAUGUCCAAAACGUUAUCUCAGAGAUUGGUGACGCCUGUGAGAAAUGGGGAUUCUUUCAGGUGAUCAAUCAUGGUGUGCCUUGCGACACAAGACACCGUGUGGAGAAGACUGCAAGGAUGUUUUUCAAUUUGCCAAUGGAAGAGAAGCUGAAGGUGAAGAGAGACGAGGUGAAUCAAGUAGGGUAUCACGAUGGAGAGCACACGAUAAACAUUAAAGACUGGAAAGAAGUGUUCGAUAUUAAUAUCAAAGAUCCAACGGUUAUUCAUUCUUCCACUGAUCCUGAAGAUGAAGGUUUAAGGCUUGUGUAG